CCACAGUUGUAAGAAUUUGCGCGUGCAUCUAGUGAGGUUUGUUCGUUGGUUGGGCGUACACGUAGCUUUCUACGUAGAUACCAGGUAAGAAUAUUUAAUGUAGUAUAGAUAAUGAUGGUGAUAUCAUUGAUGACUUCUCCAAAUGUGCCCCAGGUCUAUGUACAUAAGUAUUCCUUGAAGAAGAACUAUUCUCCUUUUUCUCUAUCAUUUAAUCCUAUAAAUGAGGGACAUACAAAUCCAUGGGACAUGGGUCCUAUUAACUGAUCUAAUACCAUAGAAAUGAGAAUUUUUUCCUUUAUAAUAAACCAGAUGACCAGAUGCAUUGAACUAGUACAUUAAAAAAUGGAUGCAACUAAAGCCUCGGAGACAAACGAAGAGUUUAAGGAAAUAGAAUUUGGUUUUUAUUCUCCUGAAGAACAAAUGUCUGCAUUUCUAUACGUUGGAAAAGAACUUGCCAUUUAUCAGCCAGAAAAUUUCAUUGCCCAUAAUUAUUUUUUAGCAAUUCAUCUUGAAUGUAUAGAGAAAUUAGCUGCAGAUGAAAAGAAGCCACUAUUGCCAGUCGAAAUAAUUCUAAAAGCAUUCGAGAGUAAUCUUGUUCCGCAUUUUGAGACAUUGAUAUUCGCAUUGGCGGUAUGUUGCAAGCAAGUUUAUAGUGAAAGUUUACGUCAUGCGGCUUAUUCGAUAGUAGGCAAGAUUUGUUCAUUGCCAGAACAUUUUAUUCUAUUUAUCAAAUUCACAUCUGAAUUAAGUAAACGCAAAAUCUCAAUGCUACACCCUGUUAAGCCUAGCCAUGGAUGGGGUCAUGGAUUGCGUAAAACUGUUAAUAAUUGGUAUCUUUCCAAGGAACCCUUAGAAUUAGCUAAAUGUGUAACAAGAUGUAAAGGCAGACAUGGAUGGAAGCACAAGGAUAUAGUCAAACUCUCUCAUCCACAUCCUGAUACAACAGAAAAAGAAGUGAUACUUAAGUACAUAAUACAUGGUUUGGAUAAAACUAAAAAAUUCUUUGCCGAUAACUCAAAUGUACAAGCAUUGAUUGAAUACAUCGAAAGGAUCGAAAAUUUCAAACAUUGCAAUGAUAUAGUUCAGGCAGCUGGUCUUUUAGAAAAGUACGAAUUAACAUUAGACCAUGUCCCUGGUCACAUGUUGAAAUCUACCGAGAUUUGGAAUUCAUUGGUACCGUCAAUGGAUUUACAUACGCUUCUGAGUAAUUUGCAAAGAAUACACAAUUUGGGAUUAUUGAAAGCAGAUGCUCCAAUUAUUGACAAAAUAAUAGAUGAGAUUACUAAUAAGGACAGAUUAGCUUGCAGCAAUAUACAUCCAAUAUUUAUUUACAUAACUUUACAAAAUUAUCUACACUCCGGAAAGCCAUUGUCAUACGAGAAACGAAAAAUGAAAGUACAAGCAAAGAAACCAUAUCGUCCUUCGCCAAGACCAAACUCUAAGAUUAUAAGUGCAUUACACCAAGCCUUCGAUCUUUCAAUUAUGAAUCUCAAAUCUACUGGCUUGCGUUAUAUGAUAACGAUUAAUGCUAACAAAGUAAUGUGGGAGUCUAAUACGUGGCACAAUGGUAUUGUGAAUGGGGCAGAAGCUGGUUUCUUACUAGCGUAUACGCUUUCUCGAUGCGAGAAAGAUGUCACUGUUGCUGUAUUUGACAUCAUCGACGUUGAUAUUGUCAAUUUGAAUCAGUCAUUAGAUUUUUUUUCGCUAAUUAGUACAUAUCAGCCUAUGUCAAAUAAAAAUAUCCGUUUAAGCACCCCUAUUAAAUGGGCAUCCAAACAAAGUUAUCAGUAUGAUGUGUUUAUUAACGUCGUGAACGAUAUAGUAGACUACAACGAAUGCGAAGAGAACUUUGAAGAAUAUAAAAAAAGAAUGAAUCUUCCCCACGCAAAAUUAAUAAAUUGCGUUGUCUGUUCUUCAAAAACGUGCAAAGAAGAUUUAUACAACAGAAACAUUUUAACAAUUUACGGUUUUGAUGUAACCGUGCCUAUGGUUAUACAAGCUUUUGCAAAGUCACUCUUUUGAAGAAAAUCAGCUAUAAUACAAUAUGCUGUACUCAUGAUUUAACUCCAUUUUCUCGAGUAAGAAAUUUAGCGUUUUUAAUUGGAUGAAAUAUUAUCAUGCAACAAUUUUUACAAAGGUAAAUCUCUACUAAAAUCAUCCAUUUCUACACGAUUUUUCAUAACAAUCCUACAAUAAUUUUAACAAAUUUUGUAUCGCUCAUUCGAUGAGAAUCCCUUUUGAGUGAAGACAAAUUUACAAAGAAUUAUGAAACAAUAAUGUUUCAAUCUUAUUAAAGAAUGAAAUUUCAAGUAGAAAGUCCUGUGACAGGCGAUAAUAAACGUAUUUAACAUUAA
Messenger RNA from Polistes canadensis, 2354 nucleotides. Its product is annotated as 60 kDa SS-A/Ro ribonucleoprotein-like. NCBI's taxonomy places the organism in Eukaryota, Metazoa, Arthropoda, Insecta, Hymenoptera, Vespidae. Gene Ontology annotation, cellular component: ribonucleoprotein complex. The record is from RefSeq and is a predicted model, not a curated record. Bases 343 to 2022 code for a protein of 559 amino acids. The transcript is spliced from 9 exons. Gene Ontology annotation, molecular function: RNA binding.